GGUAUGUGCGAUCCGGCUUCAUCCCCCCACUGGCCAUCCCCGCACUCACCGGACCCAAAUCCCCCAAGUCUCCAUGGCCCCCAGAUCGGAGCACGCCGGCGGGAGCGCCUCGGCGGCAGCGGCGGCGGCGGCGGCCGCCGCCCAGAGCCACGGAUCCGGGUUCGACUCCAUGGACCCCUUCUUCCACGCGCUCCGCGUGGUCCCCUUCGCCUUCCUCCAGCCGCCGCGCACCCGCCUGAAGCUGCCGUCCAACCUGGCGCUCCCGUCCCCGAUGGUCGUCUUCUCGCUCAUCCUGCUCACCUACUUUGCCGUCGUCUCCGGCCUCGUCUACGACGUCAUCGUCGAGCCCCCCGGCAUCGGCAGCUCCCAGGACCCGGCCACCGGCGCCGUCCGCCCCGUCGUCUUCCUCCCCGGCCGCGUCAACGGCCAGUACAUCAUCGAGGGCCUCUCCUCCGGCUUCAUGUUCCUCCUCGGGGGCGUCGGGGUCAUCCUCCUCGACCUGGCCGUCGACCGCACCAGGCCCCGCAGCCUGCGCGUCUCCUUCGGCGGCGCCGGCGUCGCCGCCAUCGUCAUCGCCUACGCCAUGGCCAUGCUCUUCCUCCGCAUCAAGAUACCCGGGUACCUAUGGUGAGGCAGAAAAAUCAUCUCCCCACUUCGUUAUGCCCAGAUCCGUCGUCAGAUCUGAGGAUGCUAAGCUGUUGCUGAUGACUCUAGUGUACAAUUUAAGUUAUGUUACCAUAGGAUGUUGGGUUGCACUCAAAUUUCAGUUGGUGAUCUGAGGACUAUCUAUUUCGAAUGAUACUAAGCUGUUGCUAUGAAGAUCCAUUUUCUGUUUGCUGUAUUUGUGCAAUUUCAGAACAUCUCUAAUAACUAGUUUGUGAUA
Triticum urartu is the source of this 883-nucleotide messenger RNA. RefSeq lists its product as uncharacterized. The record is from RefSeq and is a predicted model, not a curated record. Gene Ontology annotation, cellular component: oligosaccharyltransferase complex. Lineage: Eukaryota; Viridiplantae; Streptophyta; Magnoliopsida; Poales; Poaceae.